Molecule: messenger RNA, 1014 nt
Organism: Insectozyma verbasci
Lineage: Eukaryota; Fungi; Ascomycota; Pichiomycetes; Serinales; Debaryomycetaceae
Source: the annotation of a GenBank genome assembly
AUGACGUUACAAUCAAUACCAGUUUGGCUUGAUUGUGACCCGGGUAACGAUGAUGCUUUCGCUAUAUUAUUAUCCAUUUUCGAUUCUAGGUUUAAUUUAUUAGGUAUUUCAACAGUUCAUGGUAAUGCACCAUUAGAUAAAACUACAAAAAAUGCCCUUGGUUUAUUAGAUUUAUUACAUAUUUAUAAUAUUCCAGUUUAUAAUGGAUCAGAACUCCCACUUGCAAAAUUACCAAGAUUUGCGACUCACGUACAUGGAAUAAAUGGAAUUGGAGGAGUAGAAUUACCGAAUUAUACAAUAAAUCAACAUUCAAAUAAUGAAUCAUACCUUGAAGGUAUUAAACAAGCUAUAGAUGACAAUGAAAAUGAAAUAUGUUUAUGUUUUACUGGUGCUUUAACUAAUUUAUCAAAAUUAAUUACAACAUAUCCAAAAGUAAAAGAUAAAAUUAAAUACAUUUCAAUUAUGGGUGGUGCGUUUGGAAUAGGUAAUAUAACACCAUUUUCAGAAUUUAAUUUCCAUGCUGAUCCUAAAGCUGCUAAACAUAUAAUACAGGAACUACAAGAUAAAAUUAUAUUAUCUCCUUUGAAUUUGACUCAUGAAGUAACUGCAAGUGCUCAAGUUGUAAAAGAAAUGGAAAGAAAUGGUCAUGAUUCAAUUAUAUGGAAGGCCUUUUACGAAAUUUUGAAUUUUUAUUACAGACAUCAAACUAAGAAAUUAGAUGGUCCUCCAUUACAUGAUCCAGUUGCAUUAUAUAGUUUAUUACCAUUCAUAAGUCAUGAUUUUAAAAGUUAUGGAUAUAAAUAUUUAAGAAGGAGGAUAGAUGUAGUUGAAACAGGAGAGAAAGAAGGUCAAAGUUAUAUAAUUGAUAUUGAUAUACCAAUAGAUAAACAAGAAGAACAAGGUGUUUAUAUUGGAUCAGAAUUGGAUGGUGAUUUAUUUUGGGCUAGUGUUUUAGGAGCUUUGAAAGCUGCUGAAAUGCAUGUAAAUAAACUAGAGUUAGAAAAUAAUAAAUAA